This is a messenger RNA of Aspergillus melleus, 294 nucleotides long. RefSeq lists its product as uncharacterized. NCBI's taxonomy places the organism in Eukaryota, Fungi, Ascomycota, Eurotiomycetes, Eurotiales, Aspergillaceae. The record is from RefSeq and is a predicted model, not a curated record. The transcript has a single exon. The coding region runs from base 1 to 294 and encodes 97 amino acids.
AUGGGCACGGUCACACAGCUACGAAUCUUAGGUGGUGCCCUGGGUGUCUCCAUCUGCACGAAUAUUCUAAGCGACACGCUAAAUCGACUGCGCGACGAUCUACCAUCAGAAACAAUGGAGCGCAUAAAUCAGGAUAUAUCUAUCAUUCAGACACUCCCCGCUCCCGAGCAAACAGUCAUUGUUGCCAGUCUGGCAGAUGGGUAUAAGCGGCAGCUGCUCAUGGUUCUAGGAUUCUCUGCUGCUCAGUUGAUGGCUUUGGCGCUUUUGUGGGAAAUGCCACUUCGAAAGCUGUAA